This is a messenger RNA of Ctenocephalides felis (cat flea), 682 nucleotides long. RefSeq names its product UDP-N-acetylglucosamine transferase subunit ALG13 homolog (gene Alg13). The coding region runs from base 16 to 507 and encodes 163 amino acids. Lineage: Eukaryota; Metazoa; Arthropoda; Insecta; Siphonaptera; Pulicidae. The record is from RefSeq and is a predicted model, not a curated record. Gene Ontology annotation, molecular function: hexosyltransferase activity. The transcript has a single exon. Gene Ontology annotation, biological process: dolichol-linked oligosaccharide biosynthetic process.
AUUUAACAUUCAAAGAUGUCUAGAAUAUUCAUGACUGUUGGAACUACCAGUUUUGAUGAAGCAAUAUCAACUGUUCUUACACAAGAUAUCAUUAAUAUUUUCAAAAAACUCGGAUACAAAUAUCUGACCAUCCAAACUGGGAACACUAAAUUAAACCUAGCUCCAUCAAUAACUUACGAUGAUUUCUUUGUUUUUUGCUACAAAUUUAAAAGUUCUAUACAAGAAGAUAUUAGAGAAGCAGACUUUGUCAUCAGUCAUGCUGGUGCCGGAAGUUGUAUUGAAGUUCUAAAUGCAAAAAAACCUCUUUUAGUCAUAGUGAAUGAAAAAUUAAUGGGUAAUCAUCAAUUGGAAUUAGCUAACGCUUUAGAAAGCAGAGGUUGUUUGCAUUAUUGUACUUGCAGUAAUAUUAAAGAAAUAUUGGGAAAAGAUUUUAGAUCAUUGAAUGAUGCUCCUGAAAUAAAUACCAAAGAAUUUGUGAAAUAUUUAGACGGGUUAAUGGGUUUUUGAGAAAGGACCGGAAAGGAUUUAUAACCGAAUGCACAAAGAAUCACAUUCUUGCAUUAAAUAUAAAAAGGUAACAGACUUUUGGGCAUUAACAUUUUUCUAAAUACGUUCUCAUAUACUAGUUGUUAAUUAAAACCUGUUAUCUGUUAAAAUUCAUACAUAUAAUUAUAAACUCUCA